This is a messenger RNA of Racocetra persica, 244 nucleotides long. The record is from the annotation of a GenBank genome assembly. Lineage: Eukaryota; Fungi; Glomeromycota; Glomeromycetes; Diversisporales; Gigasporaceae.
AAUGAGAGAUCCAUUAUCAGACCUACAAGAGCUUUGCGAGCUACUUCAAAACUAUAUAAAUUUAAUAGAAGCAGACAAAGAUAUUAAAUACUUUGAUCCUAUUAAAAGUGGUGUUAUUUGCGUCUACAAUCUAGAUGCUAAACUAAAGAGAAAAAUAUUCAAAGGACAUAUGGACUAUCUGUCAAAAAAAAUAUCUCUUCCAGUUAAUGAUGCUAAGAUGGGUUUUAUGUGUGCACAUAAUUGA